This is a messenger RNA of Puccinia graminis f. sp. tritici CRL 75-36-700-3, 414 nucleotides long. RefSeq lists its product as uncharacterized. NCBI's taxonomy places the organism in Eukaryota, Fungi, Basidiomycota, Pucciniomycetes, Pucciniales, Pucciniaceae. The transcript has 7 exons. Gene Ontology annotation, cellular component: endoplasmic reticulum membrane; COPII-coated ER to Golgi transport vesicle. The coding region runs from base 1 to 414 and encodes 137 amino acids. Gene Ontology annotation, biological process: endoplasmic reticulum to Golgi vesicle-mediated transport. The record is from RefSeq and is a predicted model, not a curated record.
AUGAGUGCAGAAGCAUGGCUUUUCCUUUUUGCCGUCGUCCUGGCUGCCGUAUUACUUUUCACAGCCGUCUUCUACAUCAUCAUGUUCUCGGAUUUGGAAUGCGAUUACUUGAAUCCAAUCGAUCUCUGUAAUAAGAUGAAUCAAUUCGUCCUACCCGAGAUGGGUGCACACAUGUUCCUAGUACUCCUGUUUGUUCUAAGUUUCCAGCUGGUAGCUACUCUGAUCAACGUACCACUGGUCGCUUGGAACGUGAACAAGGUGAUGAAAAAAACACACAUGUAUGACGCGACCGAGAUCUUCCGAACAUUGGCACAGCACAAAAAGGAAUCCUUCUUCAAACUAGGGUUUUACUUAUUAUCUUUCUUCUACUAUCUAUUCCGGAUGAUUGCCGCACUAGUGGCGGAUGAAGUCUAA